Molecule: messenger RNA, 847 nt
Organism: Coffea eugenioides
Lineage: Eukaryota; Viridiplantae; Streptophyta; Magnoliopsida; Gentianales; Rubiaceae
Product: ubiquitin-conjugating enzyme E2 variant 1D
Exons: 4
Coding region: 167-607 (146 amino acids)
Biological process (GO): DNA damage tolerance; protein K63-linked ubiquitination
Cellular component (GO): nucleus
Source: RefSeq, a predicted model, not a curated record
GUUUUCCUUGUGAAUUGAGUAGUAGUAGAAUAGAAUAGAAUCUGCGCAGCUGCUGACUCUCUCAUCAAAUAUCUCUCGCCUUAGUCCUCGGCGUCGUCGAUCAAAUCGAUCUCUUCACAAAAUCAUCCAUCAGCGACUGAACAAGCUUUAUAAGCUAUCUUCACUCAUGACGCUUGGCUCAGGAGGAUCCAGUGUCGUGGUCCCUCGAAAUUUUAGAUUGCUAGAGGAACUUGAACGUGGAGAAAAAGGUAUUGGAGAUGGAACUGUGAGCUAUGGAAUGGAUGACGGAGAUGAUAUUUACAUGCGUUCUUGGACUGGCACCAUUAUUGGUCCUCACAAUUCUGUCCAUGAAGGUCGCAUUUAUCAGUUGAAGUUAUUUUGCGACAAGGAUUAUCCUGAGAAGCCACCAAGUGUUCGUUUUCAUUCUCGGAUCAACAUGACCUGUGUUAACCAUGAAACUGGAGUGGUGGAACCCAAAAAGUUUGGGCUUCUGGCGAAUUGGCAACGGGAAUACACCAUGGAAGACAUACUGACACAGCUGAAAAAAGAGAUGGCAGCACCACACAACCGUAAGCUCGUCCAGCCUCCGGAAGGGACCUACUUUUAGCAUAAAGGCUUUAUAGUUCUUGUUGGCCAAAUGCAGAUCUUAUAGUUGGUAAUGCUGUGGUGAGCCUAAAUAGGAAAGGAACGUCUCAAGAAACUUCUGUUGACUCUCCAAUUCCUAUUCAUCUCUUUCUUUGGCUGUCCUAUUCUGUAAACUGCUCUGCUGAAUGUUGUUCGUUGAUGGGAUCGUAACUGUGUGCCAAUUAUAAAUACUACUUCAUUGAAUUUUGCGUUGCCUUAUUAA